CCUCACCUUUUGAUGUGAUCCUCCUCUUCCUUAUCCGGAUUUCUUCUCCCCGGCGGCGACAGGUCCUGCGUCCAUCCCAUCGCCGUUUCUUCACUAGCAGCAAUAAUAAUAAUAAUGGGUUCUCCGCCGUUCUCGGUCGCCAGAAACUGUAAUUCGCGCCUUCUCUCGUCUCCUACGGCUUUCUUCCUUGCGGCGUUUGUAUUAUUGGGCUCAAUUGCGGGUCUCUAUUCUCGAUUCGUGGUGAUGCCGAAAGCCCGCGUCUCUACCCUGGGCUGCCGCGAGGACAAUGAGGGCUCGUGGGCCGUCGGUGUGUUCUACGGCGACUCUCCCUUCUCACUCAGACCCAUUGAAGAUAUGAACAUUUCUAGCGCCAAAGCUGCAGCGUGGCCAGUUGCCAACCCAGUUUUCACCUGCGCUUCUGCUUCUCAGUCUGGUUUUCCCAGUAAUUUUGUUGCCGACCCAUUUCUCUAUGUUAAGGGAGACACUCUUUUCUUGUUCUUUGAGACUAAGAAUGCAAUCACGAUGCAAGGGGAUAUUGGAGUUGCUAGAAGUUUCGACAAGGGAGCAACAUGGGAACAAUUGGGAAUAGUGUUGGAUGAAGAUUGGCAUCUCUCUUAUCCUUAUGUCUUUGACUACAAUGGGAAUAUAUAUAUGAUGCCAGAGGGCAGUGCAAAAGGAGACCUUCGUCUAUACCAAGCUGUGAAUUUUCCCACGGAGUGGACACUGGAGAGAGUGAUACUGAAAAGGCCAAUGGUAGACUCUUUCAUAAUUCCACAUGACGGGAAGUAUUGGCUUUUUGGUUCAGAUCACAGUGGCAUUGGCGUUCGAAAGAAUGGACAGUUGGAGAUUUGGUAUAGUUCCUCUCCCCUCGGUCCGUGGAGGCGACACAAGAAAAACCCAAUUUAUAACAAAGACAAAAGCAUGGGAGCUCGAAACGGGGGCAGACCCUUUGUGUUUGACGGAAACAUUUACCGUGCCGGUCAAGACUGCGGCAGCACAUAUGGACGCCGGGUUCGUCUUUUCAAAAUAGAGGUUCUCACCACCCAUGAGUUCAAGGAAACUGAAGUCCCAUUGGGGAUUGAGGAGUCACUCAAGGGGCGGAAUGCGUGGAAUGGGGCCCGCACUCAUCAGCUUGACGUGCAGCAGGUGGGUCCGGGACACUGGGUUGCUGUUAUGGAUGGGGACCGUGUCCCUUCAGGAGAUCUGAACCGUCGGUUGGUCCUUGGCUGGGCCUCGGUCGUAGCUGUGGCUGGGCUUUUGGUGCUGUUGGGAAUGAUCCUUGGGGCUGUGACUUGUAGCAUGCCCUUAAGUUUGGAAAAACAAAACAUGUUGUCUUCGAUUCUUGACCGAGUUAGCUCAUUUCUCCACACCAGAUUACAACCAAACAUAUUUCUCCACGCCAGAUUACAACCAAACAUAUUUCUCCAAACUUUAGUUCUGUCUUGGACAUUUCUUGGGGCAACCGUGAUGAUAUGUGUCGGGGUUACAUUCAUAUAUGGAGGUAAUGGUGCACAAGAACCUUACCCGUUGAAUGGUAUCUACUCUCAAUUCACACUGUUAACACUGACAAAUGAUGCCCGGUUGUGGGAUUUGAAGAUGUUUAUCAAGCAUUACUCGAGAUGUUCUUCGGUGCGUGAGGUUGUAGUCCAGUGGAACAGAGGGACACCUCCCCUGUUGACCGAGUUUGACUCCGCUGUGCCAGUGAGGAUAAGAGUCGAGGAAGAGAACUCAUUCAAGGCUGACCCCUCCAUAAAGACCCGAGCCAUUCUCGAGCUCGACGAUGACAUCAUGAUGACAUGUGAUGACGUGGAACGUGGGUUCAAGGUUUGGCAAGAGCACCCAGAUAGGAUUGUAGAGGUUUACCCCCGGCUCGUUGUUGGGGAGGUGCCCUUGAAGUAUAGGGCCGAGAGAGAUGCCCGAAAGGGCAGCAGAUACCGGGGCAGCUUUCGUGGUCGGUUACCUGGCUUUUGAGAGACACUCUGGUGAGGAAGCUAAGCUGCUGUGGUGAGGAAGUUAAGCUGGGGAAGAAGGAAGUGAUGAGUAAAUUUGUUUGUAGUUGUAAUGAGUGAUGCUGUAAAUUGUGCAUUGACUUUGGUUAGUGGAUUUUAUGUAAAGAAAUCUAGUUUGCUAGGAGUAAAACAUGGAGUAAGUA
Molecule: messenger RNA, 2152 nt
Organism: Cuscuta campestris
Lineage: Eukaryota; Viridiplantae; Streptophyta; Magnoliopsida; Solanales; Convolvulaceae
Source: the annotation of a GenBank genome assembly